AGGGUGUGUAUCCGCAAUGACAACAGGAAGAGGUUGCGUACUGGUAUAAUCUCUCACUGAUUUAUAUACUAUUCAUCUCUUAGCUGACAGUUCGACCGACGCGUAUGAUUGUAUAGAAGAAGGAACUCAUGACUGCGGCUUUAAUCGAUACUCGCCGAGAUUACGGCUCCUGAGAAGGCCUGAGCUCGGUCUCACAGCGCCUGUCCUUGCCGACAUCCAGACGAGCGUUCGUGCAGCUGGACGCCGUGGACUAUUUAUAGGAAAAGUCGGUAAAAUACCCGGAACAUCAAACAUGCCGGGUCUAACGUGAAGGCUGACGUUUUUCUGUAAUGCUGCUGUAUCCAGCCUGAACCAUGAACUCCGUGUCUCCCAAUGGUGUUCAGUACGUGGUGGGCGCUGGAGCUCACGAUGACAGGCCCUCGGCCCAGUCCCGACACCACAACGGCCACGGGCCAGUGCCUGACGCCAUCAGAGAAGAGCCCGAUGAAGUGGAUCGCCUGAAAGCCAAAUUCAUUUCGGCCUGGAACAACGUCAAAUAUGGCUGGACCGUGAAAUCUAAAACUACCUUCAACAAGACCUCCCCUCUGUUCCUCCUGGGUCAGUCUUAUCUGUUCAAUAGUGAAGACGAGGUGGAGCGUUUCCGGCAGGUGUUUGUGUCGUGCGUGUGGCUCACCUACAGGAGGGAGUUUCCUCAGCUGGAGGGAUCGAGUCUGACCACAGACUGUGGCUGGGGCUGUAUGCUGCGCAGUGGACAGAUGCUGCUGGCACAGGGGUUACUGCUGCACCUUCUGCCCACAGACUGGAGGUGGUCGGACUGUCAUCCGCUGUCAGACGUUGAUUUUGAGGUGCUGAAGCCCCGCUCUCCUUCCCGCCCGGCUGGCAUGUCCCUGCCUUCCUUUAGUUCUUCCUGGACCACCCCCGUUUCCCAGCGGGACCCCGGCUCUGGCAGUGCUGAGGGUCACAGACGGACCCCUGAGCAAUGCCCUGCAGCCAGAGCUGACCCUCAGGAGGAGGCGUUACACAGGAAGUUGGUGUCCUGGUUUGGAGACCAUCCCUCGGCUCCGUUUGGAGUCCACCAGCUGGUGGAGCUGGGAAAGGAGUCCGGGAAGAGGGCAGGGGAUUGGUACGGCCCAUCCGUAGUGGCACAUAUGCUGAGAAAAGCAGUGGCUAGAACCCCUGAGUUUCACAGCCUUGCUGUAUACGUGGCUCAGGACUGCACGGUGUAUAAAGGAGAUGUCGUGGGGUUGUGUGAGUCCGGCGGCACAGGAUGGAAAUCAGUCAUCAUUCUAGUGCCAGUGCGGCUCGGAGGAGACUCCUUAAACCCCUCUUACAUUGAGUGUGUUAAGAACAUUCUCAAGUUAAACUGCUGUAUAGGUAUUAUUGGAGGGAAACCCAAGCACUCUCUGUUUUUUAUUGGCUUUCAAGAUGACCAGCUCUUGUAUCUAGACCCACACUACUGUCAGCCGGUGGUGGACGUCACCCAAGGCAACUUCUCCCUGGAGUCUUUUCACUGUAACUCGCCCAGGAAGAUGAACUUCAGUCGUAUGGAUCCCAGCUGUACCAUCGGGUUCUACGCACAGACGAAGAAAGACUUUGAGACGUUGUGCUCAGCGGUCAGUGAUGCUUUGUCGUCGUCUAAAGAGAAGUACCCCAUCUUUACAUUUGUGGAGGGCAUGGGACAGAGCUACGGACUGGAGGGGCAGAGCGCCGACUCCAUGGACGGUCCUGCAAACAUUUUCUCAUGCAACAGAACGAGUAGGAACAAUAAGAGAGGAAGCACAGAUGAGUUUGUGCUCCUGUGAGGACGUACGGCGUGCGACACAGACUGCACUGAACUUCAUGAAACUGCUGUUCCUCGCGUAUGAAUAUAACGUUGAGAAUCUCUGUCUACGUCAUGUUUCAGAACCAACAAUUUAUGUGUUGCAUUUAGGAAAAUGUGUAUUUUUAGAAUUAUUUUCAUGAGUUAAACACCUUUUUCCACCUAUUUAUCAUUACCGCAAUGCCAAAAACAAAGCAAAAAAGCUACAUUAUUGAAAUGUAGACUGUCUUUAUGGCAAGUUUUAGUUGAUUUUAAUUCACUGCAUUACAGUAUAAGCAUGUUUUGCAUUAUGGUGAUAAAAUGUAAGAGGUGUAAAAAUGUAAUAAUUCUAAAAAUAUGGUUUAUUUUCUGUAUGCGUACUAUAAUUUUGGGGUGACACCUACAUUUCUUCGGUAAAUUAGAUGUACAUUAUAAAUGAUUAGGUCAAUUUUCACCACCAAUUCGGCCUCAUACACACUGAGGUUUUACUUCCUCCUGUUUGUCUCACACACUGAACACAUGGUCCUGCUGGUGUGUCGCUCUUUAUGAAGGUAAACGGGUACUCUACUCUGAGACUGUGCUCUAUAACAGGGAUUAUGGGUCAUUUCGACUUUGAGAAAACCUCUGGUUGCUGUAUGGUAUGCCUGUAUGGUAUCUAAGUCGUGUAUAUUGUAAAUAUCAACUGUGUGUUUUUGUUUGAAGUCGUUGUGUUUCGUUUGUCAUCAGUUUACAGCUUUCUCUUAUUUAAAUGUAUAUUUAAUGGGGAAUCACGGCCGUUGUACCUCUGGGAGUUUGAUGCUGGAAGCUGUCUGAAUAUUUGAUGUCUGGUUUGCUUUUGCUUGUUCAGGUCAAACAAAUUAUCUGUUACUGUUCAAUCUUAUUUAAGCUGUUAAUUUUAUUUUUACAUCGUCUGUGGAUGCACCGAAUGAAGCUGAACUGCUGUCACUGUUUGAACAAUCGGUAUUUAAUUAUAAUAGAUAUUUGAUUGUAUAUUUUUUUUUUUUUGGAUUCUCUCUCUUGAACAUAUAUGCUCAAAAGGACCAGUGGACAAGAGGGUGAAUUACCUCUGUAUGAAUUUUUUUUCUUUUUUUUUUUUUCAGAUUUGGAAUUAAAUGUAAGAGAGAAGUAAAUUG
Pimephales promelas (fathead minnow) is the source of this 2931-nucleotide messenger RNA. RefSeq names its product autophagy related 4D, cysteine peptidase a (gene atg4da). The record is from RefSeq and is a predicted model, not a curated record. Gene Ontology annotation, biological process: aggrephagy; mitophagy; protein delipidation. Gene Ontology annotation, molecular function: protein-phosphatidylethanolamide deconjugating activity; cysteine-type endopeptidase activity. Gene Ontology annotation, cellular component: cytoplasm. Lineage: Eukaryota; Metazoa; Chordata; Actinopteri; Cypriniformes; Leuciscidae.